Messenger RNA from Antrostomus carolinensis (chuck-will's-widow), 1818 nucleotides. It is a transcript of the gene CENPT, whose product is annotated as centromere protein T. The transcript is spliced from 12 exons. The record is from RefSeq and is a predicted model, not a curated record. Gene Ontology annotation, molecular function: protein heterodimerization activity; DNA binding. Gene Ontology annotation, cellular component: kinetochore. Lineage: Eukaryota; Metazoa; Chordata; Aves; Caprimulgiformes; Caprimulgidae. Gene Ontology annotation, biological process: chromosome segregation; kinetochore assembly; mitotic cell cycle. The annotation marks the transcript as partial.
GCCGUCUCUGAUUCAGGAAAGGAGAACAGUUCUGUCAGAAGGACCUUGCUGAAGCAGAGACCAACUGUGUUCCCUGAUCUUGACAAUGACACACCACGGCUUGUGCUCAAGAGAAUCAUCCGGACCCAACCACAAGUUUCACCUCUGGCACCUCACAUAUCUCAGCAUGAAGAAGCAGAAGCAGCUCGAUCAGAACUCCCAUCUAAGAGGGUUUCCAGUCUGGUGGAAUUGCAGCUGCCAGACCUUGUUCCUGAGAACACGUCUAUCACCAUGUUCCACGUGUCUAAGAAGAGGAAGAAACUCAGCAUUUCUGAGUUUGAGAGAGCAGCAGACAAACGACUUCCCCAGAACCAAGCUCAGUCAACGUUGGACAGCACUGCUUUGGCUCAAUCUCUUCGCAUGUCUCUUGGUUCCUUGAUCCCACCGGAAACGGUUGAGAAGAGAGGCUUGCUCCGAAGGCCAAAAAGUCGCAAAGCGAUUGACGUGGAGGCUUUUGAAGAUGGAGUGGAAGAGAAAAUGCUGAAGAGAAAAGCACAGAACUACCUUGUGGACUCACAAACAGCGUCUGGGUUUCGAACAGCCACGCUGACGAGCGAUGCGGAGAUCAUGCUGAGUAACACGGAGCUCUUUGUGCAGCCUCAGGCCGACGAGCAGAGCCAGAAUAAGCUUUCUGCUCUUGAACUGCCGCUGUCGAAUUCAAAAACUUCAGCACAGAGAAGCAAGAUUCCUGGUGCAGCUCAAGAAGAAGCAAGGCUGGUACCCAGUGUGGGCACAAACGAGGGAAGGACCCGAAGAUAUUCUGAGGACUCCAUCCCUGACCCUGAGCAUGUUGACAGAAUGUCUCAUGUAUCUCCACAAAUGCCUGCAAACCAGCCAGAAGAAGAGCAAGAUCAUUCCCAGCAGAACAACCCAGUGGAACAGCUUUCUGUUUCAGAAGAGCUGGUGAUUGGCACUGCAGAGCAUCAUGCUAGUGCAAGAUAUUCUGGAUAUUUGGAGAAGAAACUGAGCAAAAAAGCAGAACUGCAGAUGCCUGCGGCACAGGAUGCCAGAGCUGAAACAGAAUUGGCUCCUUCAGAAGAAGAGGGGACAGCAGAAGGCAGUGUUGGACACCAAGGCUCUCCUGAAACUGAACGUGAAAUUGCCAAAGGUGUUGGAGCUGGAAGUCUGAGCAGGCAUUCUCAUGCUUUUUCCUCCUCUGAAAAAUCUGGGAUGAAGCCAUUGAAGGAAGCUGUUGAACAAGCAGAUGAACUAGAGGACCAGGCUAUCACGAUAGAAUUGGAUGGUCCAGAAGAAGGGCCUACUGAGGAUGAAGCUGAAGACCCUGAGAGUGAAGAGGUUUCCAUGAAGACACCUGCGUUUGUCCGUGCUGCAGCCAACAAGCCACUGCUGUCAACUCCACGUCCUGCAAAACCUGCUGCUCCCAAGUCUCCCCGGCAGCCGCUGCGGGCUAAGCCGGUUCCAAAGAGCUCGGGACGGGCACGGAAGAAAACUUGUGAGCCUGAAAUAGCCAGUAGCUUGAUAAAGAGGAUAUUUAGCCAUUAUGUGAAAAUGCCAGUGUCCAGAGAUGCGCUGAAAAUUGUUGAAAAAUGCUCUGAGAGAUACUUCAAGCAGCUAAGCAAUGACCUGGAAGCUUACAGCAGCCAUGCAGGGAGGAAGACAGUGGAGAUGGCUGACCUGGAAGUCCUCAUGAGAAGACAGGGGCUGGUGACAGACAAGAUGCCGCUGCACGUGCUGAUAGAGCGUUACCUCCCUCUGGAGUACAGGAAGCUCCUGAUUCCCAUGGCUGUGAGUGGCAAUAAAGUGAUCCCCUGCAAAUGA